Trichoderma aggressivum f. europaeum is the source of this 1440-nucleotide messenger RNA. RefSeq lists its product as uncharacterized. The transcript has a single exon. Bases 1 to 1440 code for a protein of 479 amino acids. The record is from RefSeq and is a predicted model, not a curated record. Lineage: Eukaryota; Fungi; Ascomycota; Sordariomycetes; Hypocreales; Hypocreaceae.
AUGGAUGAAAUCACCACAAUGGAUGAAAUCACCUCAUUGGAUGAAAUCACCUCGUUGGAUGAAUUUUUAGAGCUUCAUCGUCAGGUCCAGGAGGAGGAGCGCCAACUUGAGAAGGAGCAGCGCCGGCUUCAGGAGACAGAACGUUAUCUGCAGGAAGAGGAGCGUCAAUUUCAGUUUGUGCUUCAAGAGGAGGAGCGUCAGCUUCAGGAGGAGGAGCGUCAGCUUCAAGAGGAGCAACGCAGGCUUCAAGGGGCUGAGCCCAAGACUUUACGGGAAUUUAUCGAAACCUGCCACUCUCUUCAUCUCUCUAUGCAAGUGGUGGCCUCGCCCUUUAACACCACAAUCUCAACGGAGGCAACACUAGCUGGGUACAUCUUCCCUCGCAGGAUUGUUCCUUGGAAUGGCUUCGCGGCAACGCAAGAAUGGAUCUGGAAUGGUCUAUCGACUGCCAAUUUCUUUCACUCUCAGCCACAAUUUCCAUCGGAACAUCAAAUAGACUACGUGAAAUCUCGCAUCAAGCCAAUCAGAAGCGAGUUUGGUCUACGCAAUUUCGAGCGGGCAGCUGUUGAGGAUGCCGUUGAAAUCUUGUUCGAGCGAGCAUGCGAGAAUCCGCGGCUACAAAGCAGCCUCAAUCUGCAAGGGGCUGUGACAUUCGAAAGUCACACAAAUGUCGAGGAGGAGGUCGGGUUAGAAGCGCCCAACAAGCCUGAAGCGCGGCGCAAGUCGAGGGGGAAGGGCAACAAGGCCGAUGAGUGUCUAGUUUUCAAGACCUCAGACGGCGCCCAGGUUCCCGUGGCGGCCAUACAGUAUAUGCCUCCACAAAAGCUGAGCAUCGACCAGCUAGUAACAGGCCUUUCGUCGGAAAUUUGGCUAGAACGCGAUGUCAUCAAUACGAAUGGCGACGAUUUUAUUUCGACAUCAAGGCGGCUCGCUGCCGCCGUUAUCACGCAGCUGUUCUCUUAUAUGAUUGACAAGGGCCUUCAAUACGGCUAUGUGUGUACGGGAGAGGCCUUUGUCUUCCUCCGCAUUCCCGAUGACCCUUCCAUCGUAUACUUUUCCGUAUGCGUUCCUAGUAUGGACGUACUGGAGAAUGGUGACCUAAAGCUCCAUCGCACGGCCGUCGCCCAAGUCUUCACCUUUCUUCUAACAACCACACGCACAAAACCACCACCGGACGUCUGGCAUAACGAAGCUGAAAAGCUUGGUAUUUGGGAAGUCGAAUACGAUGACGUUCUUGCGAAAAUUCCACUCGCGGACCGUAAGCGCAAUGAUGUCCUAAUUGCUCCCUACCAGCCCCAGUGUUGGGAGGAUUUCAAACGGUUUCCUCUUCAGACCCGUCGCUCUCUCGCUACCGACAGCCGGAUCUUGGGACAAAACGCCCGGCAGACGAAGACUUUCUUUCGCCUUUUCCAAAGACUUCUCGUACCGGUAGGAAUGUAG